AUGGCUGUUGCCGUUGUCCAACCACCUGUCGUUGCUACAAAGCCCACCACAAAUGACGAAAACCAUGUCUCAGUACAAAAAACAGUGACGCAUUUGGGACAGGAAAACCUCGUGUCUAUCUGGGGAUGGAACCGCGCAGUCCCCACGUCAAUGGAGCGAUGCAUAGAUGAGAUGAUUGGCGAGCGUACACGCACCAAACCCAUGGCGCCCGCGGUGUGCGCUUGGGAUGGUGACUUAACCUAUCUUGAGCUAGAUCAACUAGCAGGUCAGAUAGCAAACAGACUGGUCAGCCUAGGAAUUGGGCCUGAAGCGAUUAUACCACUGUGCUUUGAGAAAUCGCGGUGGAUGACGGUGGCAAUGCUGGCCGUGAUCAAAGCCGGCGCCGGUUUCGUAGCGCUCGACCCAGCGCAACCUGAGCGUCGUCUGGUUGAUGUUGUGAAGCAAGUCAAUGCCACGGUUCUUCUCUCCUCCCUUAAGCACGAAGCUCUGGGGGCCCGACUGGUAGACACUGUCGUCAGUGUGUCGCUCGACUGUCCAAAUGUGGAACCUAUCACCCUUACAACCCCCUUGAGGGCACGUCCAUCGUCUGUCCUCUAUGUGGUCUUCACCUCAGGCAGUACAGGUGUUCCAAAGGGUGUUGUAAUCGAGCAUCGAAAUGUUGCAUCAGCCAUUUAUCAUCAGGUCGACCGACUGGGGAUCACUGCCGAUUCGAGGUUUUAUGAUUUUGCCUCCUACAGCUAUGAUGUCUCAAUCAGCAAUGCACUUGCAAUCCUCAUAACUGGCGGUUGUAUCUGCACUCCGAGUGAGCAGGAUCGGCUAGAUAAUAUUGCAGGGAGCAUCAGGUCAUUGAGAGCCAAUUCGACCGCUCUUACUCCAUCUGUCGCACGUCUUUUGGUGCCGAAUACCGUACCCGAAGUGCGUUCAAUCAUGUUGGUUGGGGAACCAGUACGAGCUGACGAUAUCUCUCGAUGGAAAGGCCGGGCGCAUGUGAUCUGUCGAUAUGGAGUCAGUGAAUCGCCCGCUGCCAGCACGAUCUACGAUAGCUCGACUUCCUUCGAUCAGCGGCCUAGUAUUGGCACUGCCGCGGGGUUAGUGACUUGGGUAGUGAAUCCAAAUGACCACAACCUGCUCAGCCCGCUCGGAGCUGUUGGCGAGCUUCUGCUGGAAGGGCCAUCGCUAAGUCGCGGCUAUCUUAACGACCCUGAGAAAACCGCUGCCACCUUCAUUCAAAACCCGGAGUGGCUCCUUUGCGGAGCACCUGGCCAACCUGGCCGACAUGGUCGGCUCUAUACGACCGGUGAUCUCGUUCGUUAUGCAAAUAAUGGCGCCCUGACAUUCGUGGGGCGCAAGGACAACCAGGUCAAAAUCCGCGGGCAGCGCGUGGAAUUGGGUGAUAUCGAGCAUCACAUUCAGGAGUGUUUGGGAGAUGAUGGUGCGCAGGUCGUCGUCGAGCUGGUUAUGUUGCCAGGGCCCAUCCCGAAGGCCACACUCGUGGCUUUCGUGAAACAAGGGGGGUUUCAGCAAGCCAACGACGUCCCGGGCACAGUGUAG
This is a messenger RNA of Penicillium concentricum, 1551 nucleotides long. RefSeq names its product non-ribosomal peptide synthetase. NCBI's taxonomy places the organism in Eukaryota, Fungi, Ascomycota, Eurotiomycetes, Eurotiales, Aspergillaceae. The transcript has a single exon. Gene Ontology annotation, cellular component: cytoplasm. Gene Ontology annotation, molecular function: phosphopantetheine binding. The coding region runs from base 1 to 1551 and encodes 516 amino acids. The record is from RefSeq and is a predicted model, not a curated record. Gene Ontology annotation, biological process: secondary metabolite biosynthetic process; amino acid activation for nonribosomal peptide biosynthetic process.